AUGGCCACACGGAAAGGAACCGUCUCGGCCUCGGCCGCGGUGCCGGGCAUCUACCAGUUCAUCUUCAUCACCCUCGAGCCCAUCUUCGCGCUGCUGGGCGCCGUCAUGGUCCUUCACGCGCCGCACCAGUACCUCGCGGGCAUGACGCGCAACGCGAUGCCGUACGCCGCCAGCACGCGAUUUCUCUACACGCAGCUGGGCGGCGGCUGGCUCUUCUUCGCCUUCACCGAGGGCGUCGUCCUGCGGCUCUUCGACGACCUGAACCUGUGGCGCGUCGUCUGUGCGGGCAUGCUCCUGAGCGACGCCGCGUACUGCCACGGCACGGCGCAGGCCGUCGGCGGGUGGGAGGUGUGGCUCGACAGGUCGACGUGGACGGUGGAGGACUACACCGUCUUCUUCACCACGGCGCCCAUGGUCCUCGUGCGGAUCCUCAUCGUGCUCGGGAUCGGAAUCAGCGUCCCGAAGGAGACCGGCGAACACCCGAGCGAGAAGCAGGACAAGUGA
Colletotrichum higginsianum IMI 349063 is the source of this 504-nucleotide messenger RNA. Its product is annotated as Nadp-dependent alcohol dehydrogenase-like protein. The record is from RefSeq and is a predicted model, not a curated record. The transcript has a single exon. Lineage: Eukaryota; Fungi; Ascomycota; Sordariomycetes; Glomerellales; Glomerellaceae. The coding region runs from base 1 to 504 and encodes 167 amino acids.